Molecule: messenger RNA, 3446 nt
Organism: Agelaius phoeniceus (red-winged blackbird)
Lineage: Eukaryota; Metazoa; Chordata; Aves; Passeriformes; Icteridae
Source: RefSeq, a predicted model, not a curated record
CAUUAGGAUGGGAGAUGAUGGGUGCAUUUUAAGGUGGGGACAAUCCAACCCUGUCACUGCUGGGCUGAUGUCAGGACCAGGACUCACCUGCAUGCUAAGGUUUCUAACCCCCUGCUGGUACUAUGUGGGCAAGCUGCUGUAACUGGUUCUGUGUGGAUGGCUCCCCUGAGGAGAUGCAGCCGCCGCCGGCAGCCCGAGCCCAGGCCUACUCCAACCCUGGCUACAGCUCCUUCCCCUCUCCCACUGCCUCGGAGCAGAGCUGCAAAGCCUGUGGGCUGCACUUUGACAGCUCCUCCAGCAAGCACAUCUGCUUGGACUGUAAGAAGAACUUUUGCACGUCCUGCUCAAACCAGCCCGAGGGUGGGCCCCUGCUCUGCCACCUCUGCCAGCGCUUCCGAGCCACGGCUUUUCAGCGGGAGGAGCUGAUCAAGAUGAAGGUGAAGGAUCUGCGAGAUUAUUUGGCCCUCCAUGAGAUUUCCACAGAGUUCUGUCGUGAAAAGGAGGACCUGGUAUUCCUGAUCCUUGGCCAGCAGCCUGCAAUUACCCAGGAAGAUCAGAUAAGAACAAACACAUUUAAUACCAGUGCCCGUGAACAGCAAGACUUUGUGAGUCACCCCCCAGCCAACCUGGCCUCUCCUACCUCACACGAUGAGUCCUCAGUGUCUGCAGAUCCCAUCUCAAGUUCAGAAGCUCAGGAACACCAACAGGCCAAUGGUCACGUGCCUCCGAGCCCAGCCUGUGGAACAGCAGCUGAGAAUGCAGCAGAAGAAGCAGCAGCAGAGGAUGAGAUACAGUCCAGUGACUCCGAGGAUAACCUGGUGCUGGGCAGGAAGGCCUCCCUGUCUGACCUGACCAGCGUCGGGGACAUCAACGCGCUCUCGGUGCGGCAGCUGAAGGAAAUCCUGGCCCGCAACUUCGUCAACUACAAAGGCUGCUGUGAGAAAUGGGAGCUGCUGGAGAGGGUCACUCGCCUCUACAGGGAGAAGGACCUUCAACAUCUAGUUUUGGACACUGAUGAUCAAACUGGUGCUGCUGGGUCCCCCAGCACCGAGGACAACCUGUGCAGGAUCUGCAUGGACGCUGCCAUCGACUGCGUGCUGCUGGAGUGCGGGCACAUGGUGACGUGCACCAAGUGCGGGAAGCGCAUGAGCGAGUGCCCCAUCUGCCGGCAGUACGUGAUCCGCGCCGUGCACGUCUUCAGGACUUAGGGCCGGCUCUGGGCUCAGGCCUGCCGUGCCUUAGAGCCUCCGUGCUCGCAGGGAAAGGGCCAACAUCCCUGCCAACAGCCACCCUGGAGAUUAGCGCGGACCCUGCUGCCAGAGAGGGAAGGAGGAAGCCUGGGGAAAGUGCUCUGCUCAAGCCAUGCCCGACUCUGCUCAUCCCACCAUCGUGCUUUACACCACAGUGCCUGGACUCCUCGGAGCUCAUUGCCAGCAAUCAUUAACCACCUCCAUCCCAGGAUAAUUUGAGGACAGAUGGAUGCCCAGCUUUCCACCAGGAAGAUCAGCUCCAGAGGCUUUGUAUUUUCCUCUGAAUAAUAAAAGUGAACUGGGGUCUCAAAAAGUGUCCUUUGUUUUGCUGCUCAGGCUCUGCCCAGCAACAACUUGAUUUUCGAAGAUUGAAAUGUCACUGUGCUUGUUAAUUUUACUUUUAUUUUUAAUUUAAUGUUGUUAUGCUUGCAGGACAGGCAGACCAUCCCUGCUUUCCCUAAUUCCAGAGUAGUGCAAUUGUGGAAAAAUGUGUAAUUUUAUAUCAAGGUUGUCUUUGUAUUAUUGAAAAUUGUUGGGGAGGGAGGCUGGGAAGGCUCAGCCUUGCCCUGCGUGCUGGGUUUUUGUUUCUGUGCCAGAGGGAGGUUUCUGGUUUGAUUUUUGUCAACUUUAAUUUCACAGCACGUGCCAGAGGUGGGGCUCAGACUGAACUGCCCCCACCUGCUGAGGGAGCUACAAGUCCAAGGCUUAAGCCUUCCCCAGGGUUGGUGAGGAGACCACAGAGCUGCAGAGUAGUGAGGACUCCACUGCUACACAAUCAUAUUGAAGGACAGGUGACUUUUUCUUUUUUUAGAAGGGAAUCAUGGAAGAAAGCCUUUGUUUCCCUUGGAUCCAUGAGCAAUCUCCACUGCAGAUCAGCUUCCCCAUCCUCCCCAGGGCUCAGUUUGACAGUUGUUACCUUCCACUGCCUACAAAAGCAGUUUUGUCCUUUCUGCUGGUGAGGGUAGGGAGAGGCUGUGAUCCCUGACAGCUCCUGGGCUGUGUUCAGCUGGAGGAGUCUGGCAGUUCCUCUGGAGGUGAUUUUCUGGUGUAUUUUGCCCUCAGUGGCCUGCAGGCAGCCAGGGCUUCAGUGCUGCCCUCAGUGUCCCUCAGCACGGGUGGCACUGUGCCCAGGCCCCUCUGCAGAGCUGUCCUGGCUGCUCUGGCUCUGUGUUCCAGCCUGGCUGCCAGCAGGGAACAGCACAGAGCCAGGGGGGCUCUGCAGUGACUCCCCUCAGCUCCUGGGCAGUGAUGGCAGCAGCACAGUCACCCCUGUGCUCUGCAGCUCUGAGUGCAGGGGCUUUGCUCUGGGAGCUGCAGCCAAAGCAGCACCUGGGAUGAGAAAUCCAUGGCUCAGGAGGCAGCAGGAGAGAGCCAGGGAUGUCUCACUGAGGGGGUCUCAGAACUGCACCAAACUGCAGCAGCUGCUGCAUUGACUGAACUCAGCAUUCUGAGCCCUACCUCUGUCCCAGGUCAGGCUGUUCUUUAUUCUUUGACUAAAGAUUUAACAGAUCCAGCAGGAGAACACAGUGAACAAGUCAGUGCAUCCUGACAGAGAAAAGGGCAGCUAAGGAGUGACUCUGUCUGCUCUGCAGAGAGCACAGGGACCUCCAAGAGCUGCAGGAAUACACAAUGUGCUGAGCAGCCUCGUUUAGGAAAUCCACUGUGAAAAUUCAUGUUGUCAUAUUUUUCAAUAAACUCAGGGCUGGGGGAAUUUAGCAGGAAGAUGAUGAUUCCCCUAUGGACAGAUGUACUUUUCCUUGUUCAGGGUAGGUUUAUUGUCUACAGCAGUUAAAUCAAGCUGCAGAUCAAUGCCUGAAAUUUUAGGGAUGAGAAGAUCCACCCAACCCUGUGACUCCAAAAUGUGCUUUGUGAAGGGAGGACUCUUCUUGUUUCCCUUGUAAAAAUGGAUUCUCUACUUAUGGAUAUGAGUUGUUUUUAAAGGAAAAUCAAAACCUGGAGGAAACUGAUUAAUGAUCCAAAGGAAUAUAAUGUUCUGAACUAAUAAAGUAAAUGGAAAUAUUUAUGUGCUUUAUGUACACUGUACAUUGUUUAAAGAUUUUAAAACUUAAUAUUCUACUUGAAAGGGCAUGUUAUUCACUAUUAAAUCCUCUGGUACUAUGACAGUUCAACUUACUAGUUUUGGUACAGAAGUUUGGUUUAUAAUUUUAUAAUAAAGUUGAAUUGUGAUUUAGUUAA